Messenger RNA from Phragmites australis (common reed), 2445 nucleotides. RefSeq names its product probable serine/threonine-protein kinase WNK4. Bases 476 to 2314 code for a protein of 612 amino acids. NCBI's taxonomy places the organism in Eukaryota, Viridiplantae, Streptophyta, Magnoliopsida, Poales, Poaceae. The transcript has 7 exons. Gene Ontology annotation, biological process: intracellular signal transduction; protein phosphorylation. The record is from RefSeq and is a predicted model, not a curated record. Gene Ontology annotation, cellular component: cytoplasm. Gene Ontology annotation, molecular function: ATP binding; protein serine/threonine kinase activity.
CCGCCUCCCCCCCCCCCCCCCCCACCGCGUGCACACCCCGCACCGCCAAAUCCGUCGUAACCCUAGGCUCGCAACGCCCAUGGCCUCAGCCUCCGCCUAGGGCGGAAGCCUCCUAUGGGUUCCGGGUACGCCGUCGCCGCCGACGACGAGAGGAGAUCGAUCGAGGGAGAAUGAGGUGCUUCGUCUGCCGAUCGUCGUCCGCCGGGUGCCAGGCCAUGGGCGUUGCGGGACGGGCGAACCCUACGUCGUCGCUGCGCAGCCGCCGCUGCCUCCGCAUGCGGCCGUCGUACGCCCCCUUCUCCGAGCCCUUCACUGAACGCCCGGCACCGCCCGCCCCUGCCUCGCCUGCUGCGCCCAGGGCGUAGCGCCAACCCCGCCUUCCCUCCGGCGAUCUCGCCGGCCCAUUUCUCUCUACUGCUUCCUCUCUUGCUCGCAGUGUUUGAUCGUAGAUUCGUUUGCUCGGGGCUGAUCCGAAAUGGAGGUGUUUGGUGGUGGGGAUGAGUUGGUCGAUGCUGAGUACGCGGAGGUAGAUCCAACCGGGAGAUACAUGCGCUACAAUGUGGUUCUGGGGCGAGGAGCUUUCAAGACUGUUUACAAGGCAUUCGAUGAGGUUGAAGGCAUCGAGGUUGCAUGGAAUCAAAUGAACAUUGAUGAGGUUAUGCAGUGUCCAGAUAACCUUGAUAAGCUCUACACGGAAGUUCAUCUUCUGAAGACUCUCAAGCAUGUAAAUGUAAUGAAGUUCUAUUAUUCUUGGAUUGAUCAUCAGAAUAAGACAAUUAAUGUUAUUACAGAGCUGUUCACGUCUGGAAGUCUCAGGAAUUACCGGCAGAAACAUCCACAUGUUAACUUGAAGGCAAUAAAGAAUUGGGCAAGGCAGAUUCUUCAUGGAUUGGACUACCUACACAGCCACCAACCUCCAAUUAUCCACAGAGACCUGAAGUGUGAUAAUAUUUUUGUUAACGGGAAUCAUGGAGAAGUUAAAAUUGGAGAUCUUGGACUAGCUACUGUGAUGCAAACACCUAGAGCGAGGAGUGUUAUUGGUACUCCAGAAUUCAUGGCACCUGAGCUAUAUGAUGAGAGUUAUGACGAACUUGUUGAUAUAUACUCAUUUGGAAUGUGCUUGUUGGAGAUCUUUACUCUUGAAUAUCCAUACAGUGAAUGCACAAAUCCAGCUCAGAUUUUUAAGAAAGUAUCUACAGGUGUCAAACCUGCUGCAUUGGCUAAAAUUGCUGAUCCUCAAGUAAAGCAAUUCAUUGAGAAAUGCUUAGUUCCUGCUUCUGAGAGGUUGUCUGCCAAAGAGCUCCUGCAAGACUCAUUUCUUUGUCCUGGUAAUACAAAUGGUCCUGCUUGCACUAAGCUUCCAUUGCCAACAGCCAAAGCAGUAGACAUCUCUCUUGAAUCUUUGCACAUGGACGUUGAUACUCGUGGAUCCAGCCCUGCUAGUUCAGGCACUGAAAAUGGUCGUGUUCGUCCACAUACACCAGUCCUGGAGUUCACAAGAACUAACAAAAAUACGGAACUGAAGCUAAAGGGAGAGAAACUUGAUAACAAUUCAGUCUCUCUGGUUUUGCGAAUUGCUGAUUUGUCUGGUCAUGCAAGGAAUAUUCAUUUCCUCUUCUACUUGGAUUCUGAUACAGCAAUGUCUGUGGCUGCUGAAAUGGUUGAACACUUGGAGUUAGCAGACUGCGAUGUUACUUUCAUUGCUGACUUUAUUGACCUUUUGAUAGUGAAUCUUGUUCCUGGUUGGAGACCAGUAAAUGAUGCAGCUGAGAACUUGUUUAGGCAGUCUAAAAUGGGUGAAAGUGAGAUUGUAAUUACUUCCCACGAGAACUUAUCAGGGUUGAUGCCUAGUUAUGUGUUAGUUGAUGGUACAAUGCAUCCAAAAGAUGGGAAUGCAUCAUCAAAUGAUUAUCUUGAUUAUGUCUCAAGUACAACUAACCUAGGAGGAGCACAGGGCUCUGAAGGUUCGGUCAUUUCUGUGCAGCUUGCGGGGAGUUCCAAAAGUGUGAGCGACUAUGGGACUGAUGAUUAUGGUACUAUGGACUGUGGUGGGUACAAGGUUGGAAUCGAUAAGCUAGAGUGCAAUAAUGUUUUAGGUGAUGGAUCAAGUCCAAUUUUCCAUAUAGAUCAAGCGUCACCUGGCUUGGAGUUGGCCAGCAGUGGUUCAUCAAUCUUCAAUGCUGAUAGUCAGGAUGUGCUAAAUGGAGAGCUUGAUUUCAUUGAAGCUCAGUACAAACAUUUGGUUGAUGAGUUAACAAGGAUGCGGGAGGAGGCUUUGGAAGGAGCACGGAAAAAGUGGUUGCCAGAUAAUUGAUGUUUUAAUUCAUUUUCUGCGCUCCACCUUAACAUAAGCAUGGAUGUUCAGAUUUUGUGUUCGACAAGUUUUCCCCCAUACAAAUGUGAGAAACCUUAACAAUCUCUUAGUUGGAAAGUUGUAGUUUGCAA